CCGCCGUCGGGCUCCGCCCCGCGCAGCCCUACAGAGCAAAGCCCCUGUGCGUAAGCGCACCCCGGCAGCUGAGGCUGGAGGCCGCAGGAGUGGGAGCCAGUAAGGGGCUUCGAGAAGGAAACGGCGGUAGCGCCCGGUGGUCCAAGACGCGAGCGCGGGUACCUGCGAAGCGCCAGGUUCCGGCGAACGCACCAGCUGAGCCCUCAGCAGCGGGAGCCCCCGCGCCAGUUUGGUUUGGGGUAAGAGCAGGGGUCCGCAUCUCUGCAGCUCGGGCGUGAUGAGCCGGCGCCCCUAAACCGGCGUGAUGCUCGGUUUGGUUUGGACUUGCGCUGCCCUUUACUCGGGUCGCGGGGAUGCGAGUGGAGAAGGGGACACCAAGUCCUGUAGGCUGGGCCCCACGGCCGCGGCCGAAGUAACGGUGUAAAGAUGGACCGAUCCCGCCCAGAGCCGUCUCAACCCCAGGUGAUCCUCAUCCUCCGCCCUCCCGGGCAUUACGUCCGUGCUCUGGGAGCCCAGCCUGACGUUUAUUAUUCAGAAAAUGUGCUUGGCAGGGGGAGGCCUAGGUUGAACACGCGGCCCCGAGUCUCCCAGGUGAAACCCUCGACACUUAUCCUUGUCUGCCGCCGCAUUUUACAGAAGACGAGCCCAGCCCCGAGAAGGGAAGAAACCGGCCCAAGGUCACAUCGUAGUCAGAGGCCGAGCCAGGACCGAAGCCAGUAGUCCUGCUUUCUAGCCUGAGACCUAGGCUCCCUUCCUCACCGCAUCUCUCUGGGUCUGCCCGCAUCCCUCGUCCUACUCCCGCGUCCUCCACGAGGCUCUGUUCUCGGGGACUUGGUUGGGGGUGGGGAGUACUUCCUCCCCUCAAGCUGCGCCCUCGGGAAGGAUGCUGGACAGCAGUCAGGCCUUCGGUCCAGUUUCCUCGAGCACGAGCUGAGCCGGCUGUUACUGGAGGACCGCAGAGGCCGCAGGACCGGGGGAGGAGGAGGACCGAGCAAGUUGGAGGCGCCGCGGGAGCAGGCCGGAGGUGCUGGGUUGGUGGUGGGCCCGCGGCCGGGGAAGGCCGGGAGCCUCUGCCGCUCACAGAACCCACCCGGAGGAGCCUGACCAUUCUGCCUCUCGUGGCCACUAUGCUGACUGCCUGCUUCUCCAGACCCCUGUCACAGCUGCCGAGGAAAGCCCUGAAUUUCUCUGAUAGAGUAAAUGGAGCAAGAGGCUCGCUGCUGUUUCACUCUGCCUCCUUUGUUCCUGUUGACCGUCGGACUUACGCUGCUUCGGUGAACCCGGUUGGCAGCAAAGCUGUCUUGGUUACAGGCUUUGACUCUGGAUUUGGGUUCUCCUUGGCCAAGCAUCUGCAUUCAGAAGGCUUCCUUGUAUUUGCUGGCUACUUGAUGAAGGUGCUGAAGAAGAGCUUAUAGGGCCUGGUUAACAAUGCGGGCAUCUCAAUGUUCGGGGUUGUGGAGUUCACCAGCAUGGAGCCUACCUACAAGGAGGUGGCGGAAGUAAACCUCUGGGGCACAGUGCGGGGGACAAAAUCCUUUCUCCCCCUCAUCCAGAGGGCCACAGGCUGCGCGGUCAGCGUCAGCAGCAGGCUGGGCCGCAUGGCCCACGCGGCCGCCCCCCCGUACUGCAUCACCAGGUUUGGGGUGGAGGCUUUCUCUGACUGCCUGCGCUACGAGGUGCACCCACUGGGAGGGAAGGUCAGCGUGGUGGAACCCGGCAACUUCAACGCCACCACCAGCCUCUACGGCGCUGAGCGCAUCCAGGCCAUCGCCAAUAAGAUGUGGGACGAGCUUUCUGAGGGGGUGCGCAAGGACUACGGCAGGAAGUACUUUGACGAGAGGGUCUCGAAGAUGGAGACCUACUGCAACAGCGGCUCCACGGACACAUCCCCUGUCAUCAGCGCUGUCACCCACACCCUGACCUCCGCUACCCCCUACACUCGCUACCACCCCAUGGACUACUUGCGAAUGCGGAUCACGACCCACUUGCCCGGAGCCAUCUCCGACAGGAUCUACAUACACUGAGGAGUUUCGCACU
Balaenoptera acutorostrata (minke whale) is the source of this 2037-nucleotide messenger RNA. It is a transcript of the gene BDH1, whose product is annotated as 3-hydroxybutyrate dehydrogenase 1. Lineage: Eukaryota; Metazoa; Chordata; Mammalia; Artiodactyla; Balaenopteridae. The record is from RefSeq and is a predicted model, not a curated record.